AUGGCAACAACAUUAACUGGUGGAAACCCACACAUCAUCCAACUGCCUAAGACACCACGCGACGUACCAUCCCACCCGCAAAACGUCGCCCAGCAAUGGCUCUCAGCCCUCGAAUUCCAGCUCUCCCGUUCAGAUAAUUUGAAGAUCAAAGAUCUAUUCCAUGAUGAAUCCUGGUGGCGCGACAUGCUGGCACUGGACUGGGACAUGCGCACUGUACACACAGCCACCGAGAUUCAGGACUUCCUCUCCAAGCUACAGACCAAGGCACAACUCUCCAAGUUCCGACUCCAGGAUACGGGCAAGUUUCAGCCACGACUAGAACAGGUCGUCGAUGGAUUGAUCUGGGUGUCUUCCAUGUUCUUCUUCGAGACUGCGAUUGGUAGUGGAACAGGCAUGCUGCGUCUGACCCAGGCAGAUGAUGGAGUCUGGAAGGCUUAUGCUAUUUAUACGGCUCUGCAAGAGCUUAGCUCAGCUCUGGAGCCCCUAGGUAAGCGUCGGGCUGCGGGUACGACAGAGUCGAUGCCGGGUGGUCUGGCUGGGGGCACAUGGGUCGAGCGCAGGAACCGACAGAAAGAGUUUUUGGAUGAGGAGCCCGCUACUUUGGUUGUUGGGGCUGGCCAGGCUGGAUUGAAUAUGGGCGCGCGUUUGCAGAGCCUCGGCGUGUCGUGCUUGAUUGUUGACAAGAGUGAGCGCGUUGGAGAUAAUUGGCGUAACCGGUACCGGACACUUGUGACGCACGACCCAGCUGAGUACACACACAUGGCCUAUCUACCCUUCCCGCAAAAUUGGCCACAGUUUACACCAAAAGACAAGCUUGGUGACUGGUUUGAAGCAUAUGCCAGCAUUAUGGAGCUGAAUAUCUGGAUGCAGACCUCGGUCGUCUCGGCUGAUUACGAUGAAGCUGCAAGUCAGUGGACGGUUGUCCUCGCUCGCGGCGAUGGGUCCCAACGCACUGUUCAGCCUCGUCAUCUUGUAUGGUGCACCGGACACUCAGGCGAGGCGAAGAUACCUUCAUUCCCAGGACAAGAAUAUUUCCAGGGCAAUUUGUACCACGGCAGCCAGCACCGCGAUGCGUCGGAAAGCGAUGUUCGUGGCAAGAAAGUUGUUGUCGUCGGAACUGGUAACAGCGGUCAUGAUAUCGCGCAGAACUUUUAUGAAAACGGUGCAGAUGUUACUAUGCUGCAGCGCAGUGGGACAUAUGUUAUAACUGCCGAGAAGGGUGUCUUUAUGAUGCAUAAUGGACUGCAUGAAGAUGGCGGUCCACCCACUGAAGAAUGUGAUGUCGUCUCAGAGAGCCUCCCCUGGCCUGUUCAAUUUGCUUUGGGUGCACAUAUGACGAAGAAAAUCGCCAAUGCCGAAAAGGAGACGCUUGAUGGACUUCGUCGUGCUGGCUUCGAACUCGAUUUCGGAAUUGAUGGGGCUGGUAUUACCCGCGCAUACUUUACCCGCGGCGGGGGUUAUUAUAUCGAUGUCGGGUGCAGUCAGCUUAUCAUCGAUGGCAAGAUCAAAGUCAAACACAACCCGGGCGGCAUCCAUGGCUUUGGGAAUCGCGAGUUGCUUUUGGCGAACGGUGAAUCCCUACCAGCGGAUGUUGUUGUCCUCGCUACCGGAUACGAUAACAUGCGCACAACAGUCAGGAAGGUCCUGGGUGACAAGGUCGCGGACCGGUGUUCCGACGUUUGGGAUCUGGAUGCAGAAGGAGAGCUUCAAGCUAUGUGGCGCCCCAGUGGUCACCCGGGUUUCUGGUAUUUCGGCGGCAAUCUCGCAUUGUGCCGUGUCUACUCCAAGUUUUUGGCACUUCAGAUCAAGGCUGUUGAGGCUGGAAUAUCAUCAGGGCUGCGGCAGUAA
This is a messenger RNA of Penicillium coprophilum, 1848 nucleotides long. RefSeq names its product putative flavin-binding monooxygenase. NCBI's taxonomy places the organism in Eukaryota, Fungi, Ascomycota, Eurotiomycetes, Eurotiales, Aspergillaceae. Gene Ontology annotation, molecular function: flavin adenine dinucleotide binding; NADP binding; N,N-dimethylaniline monooxygenase activity. Bases 1 to 1848 code for a protein of 615 amino acids. The record is from RefSeq and is a predicted model, not a curated record. The transcript is spliced from 5 exons.